UCUUAAUUUCAAACUUUAUUUUAAUUAACGAAGUUUUAUUGCGAUUAAGUUUUUAAUAUCGUUACACGAUUUAUUUAUUUUUCAGAUUUUAUAAUUUAAUUAUUUACGAGCUUAAACUACCUUUUUAAAUCUUGUUUAUUUCGAAUUUUUGAUAAUUUCGGAACGUUUUUAUUUUAUUCGAAAAUUAAAUGUAUUUUAUUGUUAUCGAUAUUUUACAAAAAUUAUUUGAAAAUCUGAUUUUAAUUAAACAUUCCUAUUUAUAUCAAUUCCUAAAUAUAGCAAAGAAAUUUUCAGAAAUUUUUCCUAAUUAAGUAAAAUUACCAAAAUGCCCCUAAGGAACAAAUUGGCAUCUUUCUUGCUCCUUCCUUGCUAUUCACGUACAAACAACAACAUACAAACAACAACAAGAAUGAAGGAAUUCCUUCAUUCCUCUCUACCCACAAUUCAGUCUACAUUCACUUGCUUAAUCCCCAAGUAUUUUAGCUUCUUCUUCACUCUACUUUCAGCCAUAUAUGUUCCAUUCUUUUUCAACCAAAAAUCAGUUACCAAAAAAAAAAAACUGAAAAUCAACUCCUUUGUUUUCUUUGAUUCCAACCACCACCACCGCCGGUGGCUGCCGCCACUGCAACCCACCACCACCACCAUUAUCCUCCUCGACUCCUCCACCACCCACUGUCCGUCACCACCGCAACCACCUAGAACCACCACCGCACCACCGUCCCUGCUUCCCCUCUCUCUCGCAACUCCCCUGCCUCCCCCUCUUUUCUCUUCGCUGUACCACACCCGCAACCACCAGCGUCGCACCACCACUCCCAGCAAUCCUCUCCACUAUGUGAACCUACCUCCGUCCCCAAUAACCGUCGCGCCGCCGCCCAGAACCAAACAUAAAUACUCCCCUGUAAUUCCCGUGUUUUGCGCAACCUCACCCCCUUCCUCGUUGUUUCUCCGCCGUGAACCACCCACCCCCACCGGCGCGGUUCCGCGCUGAUGCGCCGCCCAUAAAUCCGGCCGCCACCCAACCUCCUUCUUCCUUCCCCUCUCCUCCCUCGUGCCCCUCCCCUGUUUCCCCUGCUUCGUGCCCCUGUUUCCCAAAGGAACGAGUUCCAGUAUUGGAACUUUGUUCCUUGUAUUACUCAAAAAAUUGGACUCGGUGCUCAGGAAGGACGAUCCAUCAGACAGGAAGUAUAAAAACUACGGUUGAGAAUGUCGACUAUCGAGGUGACUAACGAUAUUAACGAUGGAGCUCACAACGAGCACAACGUCCAUGUCAACGAUGACACUAUCUACGAGGAUGUUGCCCAUGAUGAUCCCUAUGACGAUCAACCUAUCGAAGAUCACAAAGAAAGGAUGGAACGAUUAGAAACCGUUAGCACGAUGUUAGCUGAAUUAAUCAAAGAUACUCAGAAACAGAAAUCGACGAAUGCGAACGAAAAUGCGUCAAUGUUCAAGAAGUUUUCAUCCCUGAACCCACCAUCUUAUGAUGGCAAGCCCGACCCUGUAGAAUUCGAGGAUUGGAUUAACCGCAUAGAUCAGUUGUUUGAAACCUUGCAAUGUCCUAAGGAAUGGAGAGUCGAUUUCGCCGUGUUUUACUUAACGGGUCAAGCAAGUUUAUGGUGGAAAGUUAAUAAGGAAAGGAAGAAUGAGCCUAGAUUUGGUUGGACCGAACUGCAAAAGUUACUGAGAGAUAAGUUUUAUCCACCAUCUUUGAGGAAACAAAAGGAAGACGAGUUUCUACACUUGCAACAAGGAACAAUGAGUGUUAUGGAAUAUGCAAACAAGUUCAUGGAAUUGUCAAGAUUUGCACCGGAGCUGGUAUCAACAGAGCAAUCCAGGAUGAACCGUUUUGAGCGAGGUCUUCAUUUGAAAUACCAAGAUAGAUUGGCAACUCAAAGGUUUACUUCCUAUCAAGAUAUGGUUGAUAUUGCAGUUAAUGUUGAACGAGUUGUAUUACUUCGAGAAGCACAAAAUGUUGGUGAUAAAAGGAAGAAUGAUAAUCAAAACCAUGGAGGAGCUAAAAGGCCAAACCAAGGAAACCAUAAUCAUAGAAGGAACGAUAGUAGAGACCAAGGUUAUAACGAUAGAGCAACUCGUAAGGUAUGGUGUGCUAAGUGUGGAAAGAGAAACCAUACCGAAAGUGAAUGUCGUGCAGGAACAAAGACAUGUUAUCGAUGUGGAGGAAAAGAUCAUUUUGUCAGAGACUGCCCUAAACCACCUCCCACAGAUACUGGAAGAGCAACCUCGACCAAUCAUGAACGAAACAACAACAAUGCGAGGGUUAAUCAUGAUCCACCUCGACCACCAAUAUCUGGAAAAGCUUACAUGAUUAGAGCUGAUAAGGAAGAAGAAGAUGACGCCAACGCUGAUACUAUUUCAAUUUAGUUCUUAUGUACGUUUGAACCUAAGU
Messenger RNA from Spinacia oleracea (spinach), 2404 nucleotides. RefSeq lists its product as uncharacterized. The record is from RefSeq and is a predicted model, not a curated record. Lineage: Eukaryota; Viridiplantae; Streptophyta; Magnoliopsida; Caryophyllales; Amaranthaceae. The coding region runs from base 1204 to 2379 and encodes 391 amino acids. The transcript is spliced from 3 exons. Gene Ontology annotation, molecular function: nucleic acid binding; zinc ion binding.